AUGGCGGGCCGAGAGUUUGCGCAUGUCCAGCCGGACAACGCCGAAAUCGAGCGCUCCGUGCUUUCACAGGAGGUGGAGGCGCUGCGGAAUCGGUUGGGGCUGCGCCAAGUGGAUGUGUCGAAGGAAUGUGGCGUGAACGCCAGUAUGUUGUCCCAGUGGAUGCUGGGCAGGUACAAGGGCAAUGUUGGACGCGUGCAGAUUAACGGUUUGAUGGAGUCGUGGCUGAUUCGUCGGCGCGGAGGAAAGCCCAUGGACAAGGGCAUGAUGCCUAGCUCACCGAAGCUGAAGCGAAGGCUGGAGGAGAUAAACGAUCCUCUGCAAGCAGCCAGGAGAAAAGACAACAUGAUUUUGGCGCAACGGAAGCUGUAUAGCUAUCCCAAGUUCCCGACUCGCGAUUCAUUACUGAUCCCUAUUCGACUCGACAUAGACAUCGAAGGUUACCGAUACAUCGACUCUUUCUCGUGGAACCUCUACGAGAAGGACUUCACGUACGAGACUUUUGCUGCAGCGUUAGUGCGAGACUUAGACCUGCCGAACUGCUUUUACAAACGUAUCGCGAAAUCGAUUCAGGAGCAGGUGGAGAAGGCUCAGAAAUCUCUCCCAUGGAACGAGGCUGUCACAGGCGAGAGUUUACACCCGAUCUUUAUCAACCUGCGGCUAAACGAUACCAUCUACAUCGACCGUUUUGAGUGGGACCUUAACAAUUCAAACAACUCGCCCGAACGAUUUGCCCAGAUCGUUUGUGAAGACUUGGGUUUGAGUGGCGAGUUCGAAGCGCAAGUGGCUUUAUCUAUCCGCGAGCAGCUUCGCGACUACGCUAGACUUAUUCGAGAAGGAUUGAAAGAUCGAGUCAGUAGACUGCCACCAGUCACUGCAGCGUUCCGCGACCGGCUUGACGCUGAAACAUGGGGUCCUUCAGUGAAGUACAUUCUGGCAGAUGACAUCCCUCAACUCGAGCGCGAAGACUUUAAGCGGAUGAGACCGCUGUCACGUCCUACGAUCCACUUGACUCCGCCGCCGGCUCCAGUGGCGAAGCCUAAUCGGCCGCCCAAGCCUGUGAACACCUUUCUCAUGUUUUGCAGGCAAAACCGAAAGAAGAUUAUGGCCGAUCACCCUGCUACCAGUGCUAAAGAUGCAUCGAAAAUUCUCGGAGACAUGUGGCAAAAGUUGUCGGAGAAGGAACGCGCAAGCUACAUUCCGAUGACAGAGAUGGAGAAUCAGCGGCGCAUGAACGAGUGGCGCAUGAAGGAAAAUGCACUGAAUGGCAUCCACACGACACUGACUGGGGGCAUAGCAACUGCCACUGCAUCGGCCACAACCAGUCAGACCAACUUGGCUGCAAUUCCAGGAACUCCGAUGCUUCUAGCUCCUCGAAUCACUCCAAGUAUGGCUUCUCCAAUGGACGACGUUGACGAUGCGGAUGCUGAGGAUGAUGAAGACGAUGACGACGAUGACGAAGAUACCGCUAGUGCGACUGGCAUCGCCGUCUGAUAAAGCUGCAUCGAUCAGUCGUCAAUGCCGAGCGUUCCGAACAUCGCCA
This is a messenger RNA of Phytophthora infestans T30-4, 1540 nucleotides long. Its product is annotated as SWI/SNF-related matrix-associated actin-dependent regulator of chromatin, putative. The coding region runs from base 1 to 1491 and encodes 496 amino acids. Gene Ontology annotation, cellular component: nucleus; nuclear chromosome. The transcript has 11 exons. The record is from RefSeq and is a predicted model, not a curated record. Gene Ontology annotation, biological process: regulation of transcription by RNA polymerase II; chromatin remodeling. Gene Ontology annotation, molecular function: transcription coregulator activity; DNA binding. Lineage: Eukaryota; Oomycota; Peronosporomycetes; Peronosporales; Peronosporaceae.